AAGGAAGGAGCAAGGAGGGAAGGAAAAGAGGUAGGUUGGAAGCAAGAAAAAGUGGGAAGGAAAAAGAGAAAGAAGGAAAGGACACAAGGCUCAACCCAGAUCCAGAGGGCAAAGAACUGCAUCUCUUCCAGAGCCAUGAACUGCAGCGAGAGCCGUCGCCUCCACCGCCUCCUGAUCCAACUCUGGCAGGAGCUUCAUGGUGGUGGCACCAACUCCAGCCCCAGCUUGCCGUCUCCGUUGCCGCCGGAGGCUGGCAGCUCUGCCCAAGCCGGGACCGAAGAUGAUGCCUACCUGUACAUCCUGCUGAUCAUGAUCUUCUACGGCUGCCUUGCCGGCGGCCUGAUCCUGGCUUACACACGCUCCCGAAAAUUGGAGUCCAAGCACGACCCUUACCACCUCUACAUCGAGAGGGACUGGGCACCUGGAGGGAGCAGCCUGGCCGGAGGGGCCAAAGGCAGGGAGGGUGGCCUGGAGGAAGGAGAAGCUCUCUCUGCUGAAAUCGCCGCUGCCUAGGAUGUCCUCUCCAUCACACUCAGCUUCCCAACAGACAAGACGGCAAAGAUCCAACCUCAAAGACCUUCGUUUGGACUCCUGGGCAUCAGAAGACUGCAGGUUCAGUGACACACUUGAAGAGUAUGGCGCAGAAAUGUGUUUUUAGCAAAUGUGGGGGAUGGAUAGUCUCCACCAGAAUUUCAAAUAGCGCCAGGCUUUGGUAUCUUAAUAAAAAGCAAAGCCUAGAUGCAUUACAUGAGGGGAAGGUGGGGGACUCUGUGUCUACAAGUCCCAGGAUCUCCCAUUCAACAUCAUAGCAUCUGGAUUUCUCUAGAAAAAGCAGUUUGGAAAUUUAUUUUUAGGUGGUAUGGGUAUCACAUCUCCCAUUGAUUGCUUUUCCAAAUGUGUUUGUGAUGUCUGCCUAGGAAACAUUAAAGACUUGGGAUG
Molecule: messenger RNA, 939 nt
Organism: Anolis sagrei ordinatus
Lineage: Eukaryota; Metazoa; Chordata; Lepidosauria; Squamata; Anolidae
Source: RefSeq, a predicted model, not a curated record